Messenger RNA from Solanum lycopersicum (tomato), 1266 nucleotides. Its product is annotated as septum-promoting GTP-binding protein 1. Gene Ontology annotation, molecular function: GTPase activity; GTP binding. Lineage: Eukaryota; Viridiplantae; Streptophyta; Magnoliopsida; Solanales; Solanaceae. The record is from RefSeq and is a predicted model, not a curated record.
UAUAUACCCACGUUUACAUCAAAAACAGGACGCCGGCCGGCAAAUUGGACCGUCUCUUUUUCACAUUCCUAAAAAGACACAUAUACCGGUCAGCACUUUGUCGUCGUCUUCACAAAGUCACAAAUUGUUCCAAACAGAUAAUUCCAACUACAAAAAGACUGUCAAAAUGUGGAACCCAGAAUCAGUUUUUAUGUAUUUUCCUCAUGGCUCAGAAAACCCAUGAUUUUUCACCGGAAAAAAUGACUAAUCUUUGCCGGAAAAUAGUUCAAGUCAAGAUUAGGUGGAAGAUAUUUGAUAAAGUUUCAAUCUUUAGGGAGUUUUUUCGUUUUAUUUGGGAAAGGAUUAUUGUUUGUUCAACUGGACGGAAACCGGUGAGGUACCGGCGUUUGUCUCGAAGAAGUUCAUCGUCUCCGGUGGCUAUGGAGGAAGUUGAAGGGUAUGGGGUAGGUGGUGGGGAAGAUGAUCCUUUAACUGCAACUUGUAGUGGGUAUGAUAGUGAUUCAGAUUUAGUUACUUUAAAGAUCAGUAUUUUUGGUGAUUGUCAGAUUGGUAAAACAAGUUUUGUGAUUAAGUAUGUAGGUGAUGAACAAGAAAAGAGGUGCUUGCAGACGAAGGGAUUGAACUUAAUGGAUAAAACAUUAGUUGUACGAGGUGCACGAAUUGCAUUUAGAAUAUGGGAUGUAGGAGGUGAUCAUAGCUCAUUUGAUCAGAUUCCAAUAGCUUGUAAAGAUUCUGUUGCCAUUCUCUUUAUGUUCGAUCUCACUAGCCGGAGUACAUUGAACAAUGUGAUAAGUUGGUAUACUGAAGCAAGAAAAUGGAAUCAGACUGCUAUUCCAAUACUAAUUGGGACCAAAUUUGAUGAUUUUGUUCAGCUUCCGCCAGACAUUCAAUGGUCUGUGGUGACACAGGCAAGGACAUAUGCAAAGGCAAUGAAAGCAACACUUUUUUUCUCAAGUUCAACACAUAACAUCAAUGUGAAUAAGAUCUUUAAGUUCAUAAUGGCAAAGCUCUUUAACUUGCCUUGGUCUGUCAAGAGGAAUCUUACUAUUGGUGAACCAAUUAUUGACUUCUAGUUCUUCUUACAUCAUGUUGUAUAUACAAGGGGGAGUAGUGAAUUCAUUAACAUGUAAUAUUUGCAUUUCCUUUUCACCUUUGUUAUUUGAAACGUAGCGGAAUCAAGGUUGAUGAUAAAGUCUCGAUGUUUUACCUUUCCAUGUCAAAGGGCUCUUGUAUUUCGUAGAAUAUAUGAAGAAAAGUUUAGUGAGA